This is a messenger RNA of Protopterus annectens (West African lungfish), 2981 nucleotides long. It is a transcript of the gene CNIH3, whose product is annotated as cornichon family AMPA receptor auxiliary protein 3. The coding region runs from base 1787 to 2125 and encodes 112 amino acids. The transcript has 5 exons. Gene Ontology annotation, biological process: vesicle-mediated transport; regulation of AMPA receptor activity. Lineage: Eukaryota; Metazoa; Chordata; Ceratodontiformes; Protopteridae. Gene Ontology annotation, cellular component: dendrite; synapse. The record is from RefSeq and is a predicted model, not a curated record.
AGGUUCCCGCUAAUGUCGCAUCGUGAUUUCCUUGGCAACCUAUACAUUUUAUGCUAUCAUGUUUCUGCUCUGGCUGGGUAAGAAGAGAAGACAAGUUAUCAGUUCUACAGGGUACUUAAAAGAUGUGCUCCGCCUCCUCGACCACAGCAGUGAAAUAUAAUCUAACGUUGUCACAUAGAGGUUUUUUAUUUCUUGUGCUAAACUAAACGUCUCUGCUUCUCAGCCCUGGAUGACACAAAUCAGAUCGUUGAAUGUCCUGUUAUGGCAAACAGUUACAAAAUAAAACAGUCUCAGAAGUACAGGUAACUGUCUCCUCUGUGAAAGCCAGAGGCAGUGUCCUGGCUGUUGUUAGAACAGGGGCUAUACAGGUAACAGCGGGGCUCAUCCCUGAUAUAACCUAAACUAACUUUAAUUUCACAUCAAGCAUGUACAUGGGCAUUCACGGCAGUAAAGAAAGGUGAAGCUGGCAAGGUGAGCAUUUCUGAUACUGGUUACACACACGUAAAUAAAGGUCCCGAAUUCGGAGAUGGAUCCCACCGUAUAAGGACAUCGUUCAGACAACCUUGCACAACGUGCCUGGUGCACACAACAAACCUGCCCAAUUAGCUGUGCGAGACUGUUUUGGAACCAUCAUUACUCUAUGAUACACCGAUGUUUGUGGGCUACGGUUAGCACUUCAAACAGAAGUAAGGAGGAUUAGGAAAGGAAAAUCACAAUCCCCUUGAAAUAUAUUAUAUGUCACGCAUGUUAAGAACUUAUUUAAAAAAAAAUCUCUGAGAGAAACAUGUGGUUUGCAUCCUUUUACUUUAAAAUGGUUUAUGGCCACAUAAUUGGAUCCGACCGCAGUCUUAUUAUAUUUACUUUUUUUUAACUUGACUCCGCUGCUCCGCGCCCCCCAGGUGGCUGUGACCCAUCAGUACUUUGUUGACUAAUGACCGUGUGACAAUUUGCAUUCUUUUGCACUCUGGAAAUGCACCACUAUGUAUAAGCCAGUGUUCUGCUAUCCGACAAGUAAGAAGGCUCUGCCAUUUGCGCUGCUCUCAAAAUAACAGCAGGUUUCAUUGGGGGAAGGGCUGCGCGCCGUGCCAUCUACAGGUUUCUUGGGUAGGUAGGCAGCAUUCACCUGCGUUCAGCUGCUGAUGUCCAACUGCUGGAAGUGAUGGUGGAGCUGUCUGUAAGCAGUGAAAUGGAUCUGAAUGCAAAAAUCCAAGAGCUGCCGUUCUGAAGAAUUCCGAGUGGAUAAAUGGGAAAAUUAAUACUCUGGUGACAAAGCGCUGAUUUCACUAUGUUGAAUUCAGAGCCAUUGCAAAAUCAAGAGUUUAAACUGUGAAGCUGUCUCAAGUACGUCUUUAUAGCAACGGCAACAGUAAAAUCGCCAGCUAAAAUUAUCUUUCUGUUUAACAAAAAGCUGUCAAUCGAGUUCGGUAGGAUUUGCUACAGUAUAGACAUGGAUGGGGCUCCCUUGGUGAAGCAUCAACAGCUAAAGUGAGGAUGUAAUUCCGAGCUGCAUUUCACCAUCUGGCAGGAAUACCUACCUAUACAAAUUCUAACACUUCAGACAGGAACAGGUGUUAAGUCUUGGAGCUCAGGACAGGUGCAGGUGGACUGCAAAUCAACGUGGUGGAUAAUGGGAUUUAGUCUUCAUUUGCAAAUCUAUGUUCUCAUCUGUCACUUUGACCCCGGCUGCCCAGUGUAAAGCUUAAUUUGGGCCCCAACUUUGGGACACUGUCUACCUGCUGAAACAGUUACCUAGCAUUGUUGCCUGACUACUGGAGUUUGUGUCGCCAUGGCGUUCACAUUCGCUGCCUUCUGCUACAUGCUCUCCCUGGUCCUGUGUGCUGCCCUCAUCUUCUUCGCCAUUUGGCAUAUAAUCGCCUUUGAUGAGCUGCGAACAGAUUUCAAGAACCCAAUAGAUCAGUGUAAUCCAGCACACACGCGAGAAAGAGUAAGAAACAUUGAAAGGAUUUGCUAUCUUUUGAGAAGGCUGGUGCUGCCCGAAUAUUCCAUUCAUGGCCUUUUCUGCAUUAUGUUUCUCUGUGCUCAGGAAUGGCUAACACUAGGGCUGAACAGUCCUCUGAUGUUUUAUCACUUAUGGAGCUACAUAAGCAAAAUGAGCACUGCAUAGGAAUGGAAACUGGAUGAUGAGAUACAUGCAAGUUCUUCACAUCCUGCAUAAAUAUACUGCAUCUCCAGUGUGUAUAUUGGCCUCUGUACAUUUUAAACCUAGGGAAACAUUCAUUUCAUUUUAGCCAUUGUAAAUAAAUGCCAAAACUUUGCUACAGAUUAUUUAAGCAUCUGCUAACUGUUGGAAAGAGACUUGAAACAUUGAUGUUUUCAAUAUUUGCCUUGUUAAGAAGGUGAAAAUUGAAUAUAUUUUGCAGAAUGUUUUCUUUGCAUUGUUUGUAGAUCCUGGAAUACUGAUUUGUACUUUUAAAAUCUGAGCUGAAACAGUUAAGUCUUUGUCCAUUUAUUCAGCAAUAUGUCAGUAAUGGCAUGCAUGCCUUUAGUUAUUUGUUUUUAUUGAUAAAACAUUUCCAAAUUAAUUAUUAGCUUUCCAGUUUGUUUAGUAGAAAACAGAAAUGUUUUCUUUAUUAUGAUGAAACAGUAGAUAUCAUUCUGUAUUUUAAGGGUAAAAAAAAUGAUAAUAAUGUAAAAGUAGUACUUCAUUAGAUAAGAUCUAUCUUCCUGGAGUGGAACAGAUAAUUCUUAUUUUUUCUGGGUACAAACCUGGCUUAAUAAUUCCUGUGCAUCUCAGAUGAACAGAACAAGUCAUGAAGGUAAUGUCUGCAGUUUAUUCUUACCGCUACAGAAACAGCUCACAUCAGUUCAUCUGUCAGCAGGAAAGUCCCUUUCUCAGCUCCAGUGUGGGAAUGUUGUUCAGUUGUUACUACACUUAUGUGAUACUAGAACAGUAAUAGCAUUGGCUUUGAUCAUUUUAUUGAAUAGCAUCAUGUUUGGCCAAUAAAUUAAUUUCUACAAUU